This is a messenger RNA of Juglans microcarpa x Juglans regia, 1145 nucleotides long. RefSeq lists its product as uncharacterized. The transcript has 3 exons. The record is from RefSeq and is a predicted model, not a curated record. Bases 103 to 762 code for a protein of 219 amino acids. NCBI's taxonomy places the organism in Eukaryota, Viridiplantae, Streptophyta, Magnoliopsida, Fagales, Juglandaceae.
AUUCACAGAACUCAGUCACUGAUCACUCCUUUAGAUUCAAAUAUUUUCUUUUUGUGUUCUCCACUGUACGUGCUUUCUUAUUCACCUUUCCUCAACUAUAACAUGAAUGGUUACAGAGAAGAAAACUCGUUAAUCUGCUAUUUUCAUCCCAACCAAGUGGAAAUAGGGGUCUGCCCCUUGUGCCUGAAUGAGAGGCUCCUAAUCUUGGCCUCAAAACAAGGCCACCUUUCUUCUACAGCUCGAAGCAGCACCCGUAGAUCAGCACAAUGCUCCUCCAAACACAGAAUGCCACACAUCACUCUUCCAAAGAUCUUUGCUCUCGGAGGCUCUCUUCUCAGUCGACUCGAGUUCCGGCAUUGGAAAUCCGAGCACUCAGAUCACGAUGCCUCCACUAGUCAAGAAGCUUUUGAAGACUCGUUUAUAUCAAUUAAGUUUGGAGACAACGGUGCGGCCUCGUGGGAGAAGAAUCCAGUACUUUCUUCUAAGGUCCCUCUAGAGAACUGCAACAUAUCUCGGAAUCACCCGGCCUUGUUCACCAAAGAAGCCAAGGAGACGGCAACCACCAAGUCUGUAGUAGAACAUGGGAAACCCCGUGCCUCACUCAGGUGGCGGAAGAGGAUUGGUCACCUGUUCCAGCUCAUCAGAUGGAAAAGGUCCAACAAGGGCAAUGUGUGCCACGUGAGCAGCAAGGUGGAGGGAGUGAAGGUGAUCAGGAAGAGUUGGAUAAGGACUCUGACAAAGAGAAAGACCACCAUGGAAUAAAAUGACAGUCUGUAAUAGGAAUGUUGAAAUGUGCUCCGGUUUCAGAAAUGGAUGGCCAAAAGGUAGAUAUAUAUAUAAAUGUAUAGAUCAGAAAAAGCAUUUAUAAGCUAGCUGUGAGUUAUUUUGGAUAUACCGAGCAUGCAGCAUGCAUGUUAGGUGUAACAAAGUGGGAAACAAAUGGAGAACAAUGGCCCAUAAACAGUGCUAGAAAACUUGUCGUAUCGUUGUCUUCGGUGGGAGAAUAUCUUGUUCCUUCUUCUCUGAACACACAAAAUGCAGGAAGUGCAGAGAGCCAUAUCGAAUGUUUUUGCUUUUAUAUAUAUAUUUAUAUAAAUGAUAUGUUUCAUGGAUUAGAAAAUGGUCAUUAAUUUAUGUGCAAAUGU